AUGGCGGAAGAUAGCUCUGGCGGUGCACUUGGCAUCGAGAAACAGCUACGGGCGGCCGCGCAAGAACCGGCGGCAGCUAACUCCGGGAUCGUUGAAUCCAUCGAGACCUCGAAGCCGACAGAUGCGCCUGUCAGCCAAGUUACUGACGUGCAAUGGAAGGCAAUGUCAGAUGUUCUUACGACUAUAUACAACUAUAGGGAGCAAGAUGGCCACGACCCUUCGAAGCUCUUCCAGCGGAGCGUCAAUAAGCGCAAUGUGCCAGACUAUUACGAUGUGAUUAAGGAACCAAUGGCCCUUAGCGUGCUGAAGCAGAAAAUCAAGAACAAGUCUUAUGUCCAAUUUGCAGACUUCGUUAGGGACUGUGCUUUGAUCCCGCAUAAUGCGCAAACAUAUAAUCGUCCAAAGUCGAUGGCGUAUGAGGAUGCGCUCGUUAUCAAAGACGUUAUGACAACCGAAUUUCGAAAGCUUGCGGAACAGGAUAUUAUUACCGCUGAAAUAGCCGAGCUCCCCGAUCUUGGGGAAAUCCCAGAAGCAGAUCCCCUCCCGGUUGAAGAGGAGGAGGAAGACGAAGAGGAGGACGAGGACGACGAAGAAGCUGAUGAUUCGGACGAAGAUGGUGCCCGACGGAAACGUAAACGUGGACCCCGCGGCAACUCCAAACGAGAAAGUGGAGCGAAGGAUGACCUCCAAAAGGGUACUGAUCUGGACGCUCGCAAGAAGCGUGGCCGGCCCCCGCGCGUCGACACACCAAUGGAAGCGAGAAUCAAGGCUGUUCUCAAGGGAAUCCGUAAACUUAAGGACAACAGCGGACAGCUGAAAGUUCGGCAUUUCGAGCGCUUGCCUGAUAAAGCUGCAUAUCCGGAUUAUUAUGUGGAAAUAAAGGAGCCGCUGGCUAUAGACCUUAUCAAGAGGAAGUCUAAGAGGAAGAAGUACAACUCUGUCGACCACUUUAUGAGGGAUGUCGACGUCAUGUUCAACAACGCGAGAGUAUACAAUCUCCCCGAGAGUCAAAUAUACAGAGAUGCUGAUGACCUGCAUCGAGAAGCGCAUAGGCUUGCAGAGCAGGAGAAGAACAAGCCGGAUAGCGAAUACUUGAUGGAGGAUGGGCGUCUGCCUUUACCAAACGGGAUUUCGUACAAGGAUGAGAUCUGGCGGGUUGGUGACUGGGUUCACAUUCAGAAUCCAAACGAUGCCACAAAGCCUAUUGUUGCUCAGCUGUAUCGAACCUGGCAGGAUUCCGAAGGCGAGAAAUGGGUAAAUGCCUGCUGGUACUACCGACCGGAGCAAACCAUUCAUCAUUUUGAGAAACAUUUCUUUCCGAACGAGGUCGUGAAGACCGGCCAGUAUCGAGAUCAUCGGAUCGAUGAGGUGGUCGACAGGUGUUUUGUCAUGUUCUUUACACGCUACAAUCGCGGGCGCCCACGAGGACUUGCACACAAUAAGGAGGUUUACGUUUGCGAAGCCAGAUACAAUGAAGAAAAGCACAAACUGAACAAGAUCAAAACAUGGGCUAGUUGUCUGCCUGAUGAAGUGCGGGAAAAGGACUACGAGAUGGACCUUUUCGAUGCGCCUAGGAAAAUCAAGAAGAUACCGAGCCCUAUCAGACAUCUACUUAAGGACGAUGCCAAAGAGACGGAUGAUCUCCCAAAGCCGACUUGGGGUGCUGAGAAUGCACCGCCCAUCGUUGGAGCUGUCCACUGCCGGCCGCGUGACGAAAACGAAUCUCCUCCUCCCGAACCAACACCAUCUCCUCCACCACCACAGCUUCAACCCCCUACACCUCUAGCAAUGCCGAAUAGACAGCCACCCUUGCCUCAGCCUCAGCCCCCUCUUCAACACAUGCCCGGUCAGGAUCAUAUGCGUAACAAUUCCAUCCCACCUCUUCCCGGCCGUCUACCCCAUCCUCCCCAUCUCGCUGCCACUCCCCAGCCACCAAUGAUGCCAGGUAGGCCUCACCCAUAUCACCCAGCACCCCCGAACAUACCCAUGUUCCCAGUUGGCCACCCCGGUCGGCCACCCCCGGUUCUCCCACAAACGCCGCAACCUCCGUACCAAGUCCCUCAACCAGCACAACCUUACUCUGUACCACAUAAUUUCCCUUCAUACCAAGGGAGUCGCCUCCCUCAAGCACCCAUACCGCCACCUAUCUACAACCCCAAUGCGCCACGGAGUGUAGAAACAUUCCAUCUACGUGGCGGGCUAGACCAAUCAAUCCCAAAGGAAAUACGCGAUCAGUUCCAAAAAGAUGACAAAGGCCGUGUUCUUUUCUUCGGUGUCCCACCGCUCGAUGUGGUUCCAGCCAGUCAUCAGGGGCUAAGCCACUCGCUCAAGUAUCUAGCGUCCAAAGAAAGACGGCAAAAGAUGAUCGACGAUGCGAGUAAUAAAACAUCAGAGGGCUCAGAGCAGCACCAGGAUAAGAAGCAAAAGGUUGAGUCGCAAACUACGACAGGCAGCAAGGCCGAAGAGAAGGCAAAGUUUGAAGCAGAGGCCCUGCGAACCAUUACAGAGUCUAUCCGCAAGAACAACGCAGAUUUCUAUCAACUCCACUAUGGCGAUAAGGCAACUGCUGUUAUGAAGGAAGACCUUGGAGUGCUGGAAGCUAAAUGUGCUACUGUUUCUCCCGGGGUCAAGGAACAAAUACCAAUGUUUGCCUCGUGCGAGCCGACAAUAGGCUUCAAGGGCAAUUUCAGGGGCUCGGAUUGA
This is a messenger RNA of Arthroderma uncinatum, 2703 nucleotides long. Its product is annotated as chromatin structure-remodeling complex protein RSC1. Lineage: Eukaryota; Fungi; Ascomycota; Eurotiomycetes; Onygenales; Arthrodermataceae. The record is from RefSeq and is a predicted model, not a curated record. Gene Ontology annotation, cellular component: RSC-type complex. Gene Ontology annotation, molecular function: protein binding; chromatin binding. Gene Ontology annotation, biological process: chromatin remodeling. The transcript has 5 exons. Bases 1 to 2703 code for a protein of 900 amino acids.